CAUCAACAUACCCAGAUGUUACAAAAUAAAAGACUUCCGGGUGGACGCAGCUGAGGAGGAUGCUGGGAUAUUUUUAGGGUGACGAUGAUGAGGAUGAGGAUGGCGGGAAGGAGGAGCUCUGCUGUGACGUCACAGUUUGUUCUCGCUCCGCAUUGCUGCUGUUUGACCUGAUCAACCACCGGAAGCUGCUGGAAAGCUUUUUACUUUCACACCUCUCCUGUCUUCUUCCUCCUCGUCGUCUUCCUCCUCUUCCUCUUCCUCCCUCUAUCUCUCCCUCUUUGUCUCCAUGCGGGACUCUCUCCUGCACCGACGCAGACACCGGGCCUUCCUGUAGCCGCCGCCCCGGCCUCCCUCUGCCUCCCGCCGGCGGAGCCUCCCAGCCGAGCCCCGCUGAGGUGGCCUGGUGCCCGGGGACAGAUGCUGUAGAGCAGCCGGCGGAGGAGAUGCUUGUUCCGGACUGAAGCGAGCAGAACGCCGCGGAGGAGAGCAGGAAGAUGUCCGGCAGGAUGCCUCUGACCCCGGUGAGCGAGAGGGAGUCCGAACAGCCAAAGACUUCAGACGGCCUCCCUGAGCCUCCAGUUCCACCCACCAAAUCAUCGAGCCGCCACAGUCUGCCGCCAUGUCGCAGCUCCGUGGCCUCCGUCACCGACGAACAGCCGCACGUUGGCAACUACCGCCUGCUGAAAACUAUCGGCAAGGGCAACUUCGCCAAAGUCAAACUGGCCCGACACACACUGACCGGCCGAGAGGUCGCCAUCAAGAUCAUCGACAAGACUCAGCUGAACCCCACCAGUCUGCAGAAGCUUUUCAGAGAGGUCAGCGUGAUGAAGAUCCUCAACCACCCAAACAUCGUGAAGCUGUUUGAGGUGAUUGAGACAGACAAAACUCUGUACCUGGUGAUGGAGUACGCCAGCGGAGGUGAAGUCUUUGAUUACCUGGUUGCUCACGGACGAAUGAAGGAGAAGGAGGCCAGAGCCAAGUUUCGCCAGAUUGUCUCAGCUGUGGAGUAUUGUCAUCAGAAGAGGAUUGUGCACAGAGACCUCAAGGCCGAGAACCUUCUGCUGGAUGCCGACAUGAACAUUAAGAUCGCCGACUUCGGCUUCAGUAACGAGUUCACGCUGGGCAGCAAGCUGGACACGUUCUGCGGAUCUCCGCCUUACGCUGCUCCUGAACUCUUCCAGGGAAAGAAGUAUGAUGGGCCAGAGGUGGACGUUUGGAGUCUGGGAGUGAUUCUGUACACGCUGGUCAGCGGCUCGCUGCCCUUCGACGGACAGAACCUGAAGGAGCUGAGGGAGCGUGUCCUCAGAGGAAAGUACCGGAUCCCGUUCUACAUGUCGACUGACUGUGAGAACCUGCUGAAGAAGCUGCUGGUCCUGAACCCGGGGAAACGAGGCAGUCUGCAGCAAAUCAUGAAGGAUCGAUGGAUGAACGUCGGCUACGAGGAGAAGGAGCUGAAAUCCUACAACGAACCAGAACAAGACUUUAAUGACCUCAAACGCAUCGAGCUGAUGGGGACGAUGGGCUUCCCUCAGGAGGAAGUGAUGAAAGCACUCGAGGGUCAGAAAUACAACGAGGUGACGGCGAUAUACCUGCUGCUGGGGAGGAAAUCUGCCGAGUUUGAGGGCAGUGCAUCUUUGUCCAGCAGUAACCUGCUUCAAAGGUCGCGACCCACCAGCGACCUCAACGGCUCCAGUCAGUCACCUGCCCACUCUCGCAACGUAUCGACCAAUCAGAAGCAGCGGCGGUUCAGCGACCAUGUGGCGCCCUCCAUCCCCCCGCCUGUCUCCUACACCAAGCGUGGUCAUGCCAACAGCGUAGAGAGCGACAGGAAGGAAGAGCCGGCCUCACCCGUGGGCGCUCCAGACCGCAGGAGGUCAGCGACAGCCUCAGGGAGCAUAACUCGGAGGAACACGUAUGUUAACGACAGGACGAGCACUGAUCGCCACUCAGUUGCUGUUACCAAUGGGAAAGACAGCAGUCUACCUGAGGUACCUGCAGCAUCCCCCUCCCCAUCGCCGGGGGCAACCAUCUCCUCCACACGCCCACGUCAUGUCAAGUCCAUGUCUGCGUCAGGACAUCCCAUGAAGUCCUGCCUGCCUCCGAUUGAUGACAACGCAGAGUAUCAGAGCUCCCCCCAGCAGCCUCCAUCAUCACCCUCAGCCUUCAGCAUCACCAGCAGCAGCACCACGCCGGACCGUACCCGCUUCCCCCGCGGAUCCUCCAGCCGCUCCACCUUCCAUGGCGCUCAGCUGAGAGACCGACGUCCUGCCACCUACAACGGCCCACCGGCCUCGCCCAGCCUGUCGCAGCACACCACCUCAUCGCUGGCCUCGCCCCGCCGUGGCACCUCCACCUCCCUCAUCGGCAAGAUCACUUCCAAGUUUGCGCGCAGGAGUUUAUCAGGUGAACCCAAAGAGGAGUGCCGGGACUCCAAGCCUCGCUCUCUGCGCUUCACCUGGAGCAUGAAGACCACCUCGUCCAUGGAGCCGGGGGACAUGAUGAAGGAGAUCCGGAGGGUUCUGGACGCCAACAACUGUGACUACGAGCAGCGCGAGCGCUAUUCACUGUUCUGCGUGCACGGCGACGCCCGACAGGACAGUCUGGUCCAGUGGGAGAUGGAGGUGUGCAAGCUGCCCCGCCUCUCACUAAAUGGUGUGCGGUUCAAAAGGAUCUCUGGCACGUCCAUCGCCUUCAAAAACAUCGCCUCCAAAGUCGCCAACGAGCUCAGGCUGUGAACGACUUCCUGUUAUUAUCAUUGAAAACUGCAUGGAGAAUAACUCUGCUCCUCCUCUUCACAGAGGGACACCCCACCAGGUGACGGUGGUGAUCUUGUGUUCAGCACUACCCCUCGCUAACUGCUGUAUGACUCUAAGAAAAUACACCUUAUUAUACUCACCACACUUACUAUUUAAUGUUAUCACUAAAUGUUUGCCAGUGAAACCAAAUAUUAAACAGCUGACAGCAGAUAAUCAGCAGGUUGAGGCUCAGAACAAACGCAGAGUGCCGUUGCUCCGUUUGUUUGUUAAAAUGAAUCCAGAUGUCACUACCUGCUGGAGGGAGGCUUCAUGCUCUUCUCACUGUUCACAUGCACUUCAGAUCUUCAGAAUCCUUGAACACUGAACAAGCUGAGAACGGCCUUGUCUGCUUUGUUUGUCAUCUCAUUAUCUUGAGGAAACAACAGACACAUUUUUUGACAUGUUGAGAUAAUUUAUCUAGAAAACAACUUAAGUGGAGGGAAAGGAGUUCUGAUCUGAAUGAUCUGAUCAGAAAGUUCUCUCUAACCUGUCAAAAAGCCAUCUAUGCACGCUGGCCUGGCACUGCUGGUUUCUGAUCAGCAAAAUAAGAAACAAAAUGAAACAGCUGUUCGUGUUGCUGUGAUAACAUGUUGAAUAUCUCGAGAUAUUAAAGCUUGUUUCCUGGAGAUAAUGAAAUGCAUAACUCAUGAUCUCAAGAUAUCAGGCAUUAAAAAAAGUUGCAAUCAUGGCCUCAGAUUCAGUCGACAUGAUGAAACAUGGUCGACUUUAUCAGGUCAAAGGGACCACAGCUGAUUCAGCAUUGUUGGAUGGGCUGACCAGUCUGCAUGUGAAAGUUUCUGUAAGCAGCAGUGUGUCCGGGUUCUGGAGUUCUGAUGUCACUGCAGUGCACGUCAACAUAUUCUUCAAUGUUUCUCUUUAACCUGGUCGUGAACACUAAUCUGGUCUCUGGAGUGCAAGUAAACAGUGAAACGUUACCUCGGCUCUACCUGUGCAGCUCCCACGCUACAGCACCAGAACAGAUCGCUGUCCGUGUCACCUCGAUUAUCCACAAACAUCUGUCUCUGAACUUUACUCAUUGCUUUGCUCGCUCCACCUCAUGAGGCUUGAAGCCAUGUGCUGGUAGCUGUGACGUGCUGAUAUGGAUCCCACUUAUUUUCCAGCCCUAUCCCGACUGUGAUUGGUUGCCUCUGUUGGUUGCAGAUCCGGCCUGACUAUGGGUUAACAGUUUGAGUCUAACACAGCAGCUGGUUAUGUCUGAUUUCCUGGAUUAUGAGCUGUGGUUCUUCUCCAGGAAACACUCCGACCUCCUUGCUCACCGUCUUGUUCAAGCCAGCUGGCUAAUGCUUGUCUGUUUUGUGAUGUGAUUUAACAGUGAACUCAUCAAACCCCUGAAUGCCUUGACUGACGGUUUGCAGACAACAAUGGCAGCUCCUCCAGACGUUAGCCUAGCGUGAUAGCAUCCUUUUCUCGUUAAAGAGAUGUUUUUGCUCUAUACAAGUUUGAUUUACUAUCUGGCUCCGCUCUCCUACUGGGGAUCUGAUUGGUUGAAAUCAGCCUGUGAUAGACAGAUGGUUCAUCAAAUCAGCUGUCAGUGUCACCGUCAAACGGAGUCUAGCGACGUGUUACCAGAUCGUUCUGUGUAAUCUGGUGCAUCAGAUUAUCAGUUUGCUGCCUCGACCUUGUCUGUUAGAGACCCUGCCAGUCAGUUAGCCGGACAGAAAACAUGAGUGUAUCAAACCCUUUGGACUCUGUGCACUCGGCACAUUACAUGUUAGUGUUGAUUAAACAGACCAGCUGUCACAUUUGUGCGAGCACACAGGAUGAGGUGCUCAGAAUCACAACAGGUUCUAGUGAGGUUCCUCUCUGGCUCAUGUUAGCGUAGCAUCAUUCUACCUCGGGUUAAGGCAAACACUAAAAACAACAUGUAAACGGUUUUCUGCCCUGGAUCUCGGAUGUCCUCCAGCUACAGUCGCACUGCUGCCUCCAACUCGAAUCGGUGAAUAUUUUCUGAUGUUGACGACUGCGCUGUCAGCAAGUUUUCCUCUCAGCUUUAUUUUUGCUGAUGAGAGUUGCACAGCCUACAGUCGAGGUAACGAGUCAUGAAAUGUGUUCAGCAAUCAGGUAGUGAACAUCCUCUCUGUUGAUGCCUGCGACCUCUGACCUCCUGAAGCAGUAAGCCCUUUCACUCCCCGCUGACUGAUGUUAAUAUUAUUGCAAUAAUACUGGAGCUCUUGGUACUAAUGUGCAAACUCAAUGACCAUCAAGUGGUUCAAACACAAACUGUAAAGCUCCUUAAAUCUUUUUACACAUUUACAGCUGACAGAACAGAAUGUGUUUUUGUUAUUUUAGCUGACUUAUUGUUGCUGUAUAAAACGAUACCUGUCCAGGUGAAUAUGUGCAGGUACAGUAUUGAUUAGUUGUGGUUUGUGUACAAAGUCUUUUUAUUUGGUCCACAUUGUCUUCUUUCUCUUUUUGUUUUCCACCACUAAAAUGUUCUUUUUUUCUUAUAUUUUAAGGCUUUUAGCAGUGAGAUAAACCAGAAACACACAGCUGAGAGGUGCAACUUCAAUUUCAGGCUUUGGAUUCACAAAAAAAACAGAAAACCACCAGACUGAUACUUCAAGGGACGAUUCCAGCAGAUAUUCAGCUUCAUUCGUUGAUGAUGGAAUUGUCCUUUGAGCCUGUUCAUUGCUGUUUGCUGGUAGAUUAACUAAUUUCUGUAUCUAUUGCACCACUUAAUGCCUUCUGAAUGUACUGCUGUAUUUCUGAUGCGUUCACUUGCACCAGAGGAAAUCAGCAGUUUGAUGUUUUUCAUUUUUUUUCUCAAAUUUUUUUCUGUAUAUGUUGAGUUUUUUCUCACUACCCACUGAUCAGAAACAUCUCCAAAGACGUCUUUGAUGAUGUUGAAAAGACUCACUGAGGAGCCACAAUGAACGUCUUUGUGACGUCAUUACAUGGUUCAACUUGAAAGAUUUUAUGAUGUAAUGUUAAACGUCUUUUCAACUUCAGUCGCAGACAUCUAAAGAACUUCUUGUGGUUCAAAAUUAAAGUUUUUAUGAUGCCAAAUUUAACUAAAAACUACAGUGAGGAUUCAAACCCUGGACCUCGACCUCAGGAGCUGCAUGAGGUGUGAACUUAACCAGGAGAGCUGCUCAUCAGAUGUAUUAAAUACCAUGUUUUGUCCUUCCAACCUUGACACAUAAGUCUACCUGACCAAACAUAAUAUUUGAUAAGAUAAUAAGAUGAUGUGUAACUCUGCUGUUAAAUUUCAAGCCUCAUACAGCUACUGAGGAUGAGACCCGGGUUCAGAACCACCCUGUAGAUUUCUGCUGUCAUAUAAAUUCAGUUUUUAACCACAAGUUAUUUAGACGUCUGUGACUGAAGUUAAAAAGAUGUCUAACAUUACAGUGUGAAACCUUUAAUAUCGAACCCGCUCUCCGGUGGACAGUGUUUCAUCAUCGCUGAAGAUGUUGAAUAGAAGUCUUGGAGAUGUUUCUGCUCAGUAGAUAAUCUCUGGCUGCACAUCAACAGAGACAUUAACCAGCUCUACUUGUCUCUGUAGUGUCGAGGUCCUGAGGGUUCAAUGUGCAAUGGUUCUCCAUCAUUACUGAAACUUGAGAACACUUUGUACUGUAUGUUGUAGCACUUAAAACCAGGAAGGGAACAACCAAUGCAAAUCCUGCAUCCUCGUCUGACGGGGACGAGACAGGUGAGGAUGUCUGAACAUGGCGAUGCCUUCAAGUCACGUGGGAAGACUGUAAAUCUGAGCCUCUUACUUGAAAAUAGCCUUCACCUCAGCUUUCAGAUAGUGAUGUGUUCCAGGUGACCGACUGAUUCGUCAGGCUUGUCAUUAACAGGAGAGUAGCAGAAGUCCAGUGUAGCCAUGAUGGAUUUAAAUAAAAACCACACAAUUAAACCUUU
Messenger RNA from Acanthopagrus latus (yellowfin seabream), 6677 nucleotides. RefSeq names its product MAP/microtubule affinity-regulating kinase 1 (gene mark1). The record is from RefSeq and is a predicted model, not a curated record. Gene Ontology annotation, biological process: protein phosphorylation; microtubule cytoskeleton organization; intracellular signal transduction. Lineage: Eukaryota; Metazoa; Chordata; Actinopteri; Spariformes; Sparidae. Bases 495 to 2735 code for a protein of 746 amino acids. Gene Ontology annotation, cellular component: cytoplasm. The transcript has 18 exons. Gene Ontology annotation, molecular function: ATP binding; tau-protein kinase activity; protein serine/threonine kinase activity.